GGCGGCGGGAUGAACGCGCCUCCGGCCUUCGAGUCCUUUCUCCUCUUCGAGGGCGAGAAGAAGAUCACCAUCAACAAGGACACGAAGGUGCCCAACGCCUGCCUGUUCACCAUCAACAAGGAGGACCACACGCUGGGGAACAUCAUCAAGUCGCAGUUACUGAAAGACCCCCAGGUGUUAUUUGCGGGGUACAAGGUCCCGCACCCGCUGGAACACAAAAUUAUCAUCCGUGUCCAAACCACCCCUGAUUACAGCCCCCAGGAAGCGUUCACCAAUGCCAUCACGGAUUUGAUCAGUGAGCUCUCCCUCCUGGAGGAGAGGUUCAGGGUUGCUAUUAAAGACAAACAAGAAGGAAUCGAGUAAAAUCACCCCAUUUAGAGUGGACUGUACUUCUGAGGCAGAAUGAUGUGUCUGUUAGUUGAAUGCUGUAUUUAAACCUCCGUUCAUGGCAAAUAUUUUCCCCCUUCUCCCACGUAUGUUUAAUUUUUGACAGCAGCAGUGAUAUUUUGAGGUGUGUUGUUUUUUUGGUUUUUUUUUUUUUAAUACCAGACAGGCACUUUGCCAAGAGGAUAAAUGUCUUGUUUGAUUUGAUGGAUAAGUCAUUAAAAUGAUUUCUACUUUUCUAA
Molecule: messenger RNA, 626 nt
Organism: Gymnogyps californianus (California condor)
Lineage: Eukaryota; Metazoa; Chordata; Aves; Accipitriformes; Cathartidae
Product: DNA-directed RNA polymerase II subunit RPB11-a
Exons: 4
Coding region: 10-363 (117 amino acids)
Biological process (GO): transcription by RNA polymerase II
Cellular component (GO): RNA polymerase II, core complex
Molecular function (GO): DNA binding; protein dimerization activity
Source: RefSeq, a predicted model, not a curated record